UGCAGAUGAUACCAGGCGAUUGUUUCGGUGAUGACUCUGACACGAGGUGGAUGGCUUGAUCAGAUGUGAGGAGUUCGGUGUGCAGGAGUGGCGAUAUAUUGAAGGGUAACGGCACUGGUUGAUCUUCGGCUACAUAGCAUUGGAAUGUCGUCUCAUUGGCAUAGGUGUCACUUCCUUCUCUGGACAAGAAAUCAGCAGUUUGAUUUCGUUUACCUGGCAGGCAAGUCGGGUGAACCUGAGAUUUCGGCCGUUGAAGAGGAAGGACAGGUAAUCUCGAGAUUCUUCUGCCACUUGUACCUGCCAAUAUCCGGCGCUGAGGUCGACGGUGGAGUAUAUGGUCUUGCCAUGGAACGUCUGCAACACCUGAUCGAUCUGGGCGGGAGCUUCACGGUCGUCGUCGAGAAUCAUGUUCAGCUGGCGGGCGUCGAGACAGAGUCGGGUGGAGCCGUCCUUCUUCGAAACGCAGGUAAUACCAGGAAGGAGUAUGGGAAGCACUUUCCUUCGACUUGGAUCUCCAGGAGGCAUUGUUUAGAUAUUCGGAGGCGACGUCCUGGUGUGACACCUGAUAGGAUGGUGUUCCAAUCUAUUGCGGGAGCGGGUGUAUGGUGAACGGUUACCUUCUGG
Molecule: messenger RNA, 624 nt
Organism: Nilaparvata lugens (brown planthopper)
Lineage: Eukaryota; Metazoa; Arthropoda; Insecta; Hemiptera; Delphacidae
Exons: 5
Coding region: 145-609 (154 amino acids)
Source: RefSeq, a predicted model, not a curated record